AACAUUGUGGUGUACGACGACGGACGACGGCUUUGGCGGCUUUGGUUUGGGCGACGUUGCAUUUAGUUGCAUGGCACGCAAGACCCAAGCGUCUCGUCGAAGACGUGGCGUUGAUGUCGCCCGUUCCUUCGGGCACUAGCUUCUCGAUGUAGCCAAGCUCUUCGAGAAUAAGGACAUCGUGGGCUGUUGUAUAGAAUGGUAUCGUCGCAUAACGGAGCUCGGCGUCUGACACACCCCUCUUGGUAUAGACGUCAUGAGUUCAUGUCCACGUCCACUUGUGCAAUGACGACACCUGCGAUCUGCAGUUGUAUCACGCAGGUAUCCAGGUGACAGCACGCCAUGAACUGGACUAUCACCGCCCUCACUAUCGCUUUCUCGUUGUUUUCUGCCAAAUCUGAAACGCCAGAUUCGUACGACGUCUUCUUCUACAAGCCUGGAUUUUACGACCAUCAGUAUGGCAGCUUUCCCGAAGAAACGCGAUUGGAGAUGGUGGAGGAGGCUAAACGCAUGUUUCGGUUUGGAUAUGAUGGUUAUAUGACCUAUGCAUUCCCCAAAGACGAACUAAAUCCCAUCGACUGUACUGGACGCGGACCAGACUAUGAGAACCCGAGCAACAUAAACAUAAAUGAUGUUUUAGGCGACUACAGCCUCACACUUGUCGACUCUCUGGACACCUUGGCAAUCAUGAAGAACUCUAGUGAAUUCAAACGAGCUGUAAAGCUCGUCCUAGAGCACGUCUCGUUCGACAAGGACAACAUCAUCCAAGUUUUUGAAGCCAACAUUCGACUACUAGGUGCCUUACUUUCAGCUCAUCUCUUGAUAAUGGAUGAAGAACAGCCAUUUGGAGACCUGCGACCUCCUGGGUACAACGGAGAGCUACUGAAGCUGUCUAAGGACCUUGCAGUGCGUCUCCUGCCUGCCUUUAAGAACACUCGCACGGGAAUACCCUACCCGCGUGUUAACCUCAGGAGUGGUGUACCGCAGGGUGUCUCAACCCACACCUGCACAGCUGGUGCCGGGUCGCUACUCUUGGAAUUUGGUGUGCUGAGUCGGCUUUUAAGUGACGAUGCUUUCGAAACAGUGGCGCGGAGGGCAAUGCACGCCCUCUGGGGCCUUCGUGCAAAGGACACCGGCUUACUAGGGAACAUCGUGGAUGUCAACACCGGAGAGUGGGUGGGAAAAAUGAGCGGCAUCGGAGCUGGUCUCGAUUCCUUCUACGAGUACCUUCUCAAGACGUACAUCCUUUUUGGCGAUGUUGAAGAUUAUCGAAUGUUCAACGAAAGCUACACUCUUAUCAAGCAGUACAUGCGGAAGGGACGACCUUUGUGCAACGAAGGCUGCGGAGAGCAUCCCGUCUACGUGAACGUCAACAUGCAGGACGGAUCGACAUCCGUGGACUCGUUGUGGAUCGAUUCUUUGCAGGCAUCGUUUUCGGGAAUUCAGGUGCUGACGGGGGACAUCGAAGAAGCCAUUUGCAGCCACGCGCUUUACUACGCCAUAUGGCGGAGGUUCGGUGCCCUCCCCGAACGUUUCAAUUGGUUGAGAGCCAGCCCCGAGCUUUUCUUUUAUCCAUUAAGGCCCGAGCUCAUCGAAUCGACCUACCUCCUCUAUCAAGCGACCAAAAACCCGUUCUACCUUCACGUCGGACGUGACAUACUUAACAGCCUCAACAAUCACACAAAGGCGGCCUGCGGCUACGCAACCAUUCACAACGUCCAGGAUAAAACGCUCGAAGAUCGGAUGGAGAGCUUCUUUCUGAGCGAAACCUGCAAGUACCUCUACCUCCUGUUCGACGUGGAGAAUCCAGUGAACAAACGGUUUGCAAAGUAUGUCUUCACGACGGAGGGCCACAUAAUACCGAUACUGCGGUCGCUUCGAAUCAACGCGGACGUUCCGCGGGAGCUCCUGAAAGACAUCGAGGGGGGGAAGAUGCCGAACGAAACUCACCGGCAGUGCGACAAAAUUCCCAGCGAGCGUCAGUACUUGUUGCCGCUCAAGCACAAUUACUUGCAACAAAUCAGCCAGACACUCGGAUUAGACAGGCAUUUAGCUCAGGGAAUAUGAACGAGCUGCCUAUGAAUGCACUGCAGUUCUGGUUCUGUGAGUGUACCACUUUGGACGAGCCAUUGCACAAGCCCACAAAACUAUAUUUUGUUACUGUCUCAAAUGACCAGAGGGAUAUUUUGCUCAAGUUUGUAACGACAGCAAUACAAUACAAAGAAGCCACCUCAGUUUUUUAUUUAUGCAUCAUGAUGCAUUUUCACUGAGCAAAUGUGAAUAAUAUAUUGCUAAAAUGGGUGGUUAUAUGUUUCCAGGUUUAGGAUGCAAAAGUUGAUUUUUUUUUUGUACAAGAGCACAGAGAAAUAAAUAUGCAGGAUUAUUUA
This is a messenger RNA of Ornithodoros turicata, 2384 nucleotides long. Its product is annotated as ER degradation-enhancing alpha-mannosidase-like protein 1. The record is from RefSeq and is a predicted model, not a curated record. Gene Ontology annotation, molecular function: calcium ion binding; mannosyl-oligosaccharide 1,2-alpha-mannosidase activity. The transcript has a single exon. Gene Ontology annotation, cellular component: membrane; endoplasmic reticulum. Lineage: Eukaryota; Metazoa; Arthropoda; Arachnida; Ixodida; Argasidae. The coding region runs from base 340 to 2064 and encodes 574 amino acids. Gene Ontology annotation, biological process: carbohydrate metabolic process; endoplasmic reticulum mannose trimming; mannose trimming involved in glycoprotein ERAD pathway.